Molecule: messenger RNA, 2715 nt
Organism: Phycodurus eques (leafy seadragon)
Lineage: Eukaryota; Metazoa; Chordata; Actinopteri; Syngnathiformes; Syngnathidae
Gene: nek2
Product: NIMA-related kinase 2
Exons: 9
Coding region: 146-1450 (434 amino acids)
Biological process (GO): protein phosphorylation
Molecular function (GO): ATP binding; protein kinase activity
Source: RefSeq, a predicted model, not a curated record
CGGGCACGCGGUUAACGUUUGACUUUUGUUCAAUAAACAGAUAAAGCGACACACCUCCAGGAAGUGUUAAUGUGAGCGUUUAAGUUUGGGAGGGUAACAUUUUAACUGCACGUCAACAUAGUUCGCUAGUGUUGACAAAAACAAGAUGCCGUCCAGUGUUGGUGACUACGAGGUGCUGCUCACCAUUGGGUCCGGUUCUUACGGAAGGUGUCAGAAAAUAAGGCGGAAGUCUGACGGCAAAAUUCUGGUGUGGAAGGAGCUGGAUUAUGGCACAAUGGCCGAGAGCGAGAAGCAGAUGCUGGUGUCGGAGGUGAAUCUCCUCAGGGAGUUGAAGCAUCCCAACAUCGUGAGAUACUACGACCGCAUCAUCGACCGCACCAACACCACGCUGUACAUCGUCAUGGAGUACUGCGAGGGCGGCGACCUGGCCAGCCUCAUUGCCCGAUGCAUCAGGGAAAGACGUUAUUUGGACGAAAGGUUCGUCCUGCGCGUCACGGUACAGCUCAUGUUGGCGCUGAAGGAGUGCCACAGGCGGAGCGACGGCAGGCCCACCGUCCUUCACCGGGACUUGAAACCGGCCAACAUCUUCCUGGACGUCAAGCACAAUGUGAAGUUGGGCGACUUUGGCUUGGCCCGGAUCCUCAACCACGACACCAGCUUCGCCAAGACGUUUGUCGGAACGCCGUACUAUAUGUCUCCUGAGCAAAUGAACCAGAUGUCAUACAAUGAAAAGUCUGAUAUCUGGUCACUGGGCUGUUUGUUGUACGAACUGUGUGCCCUAUCGCCCCCCUUUACUGCCUACAACCAAAAAGAGUUGGCCGUCAAGAUCCGAGAGGGCAAGUUCAACAGAAUCCCGUAUCGAUACACCGAAGAAAUAAACACCCUCCUCAAGAAAAUGCUCAACCUCAAGGACUAUCUGAGGCCAUCUGUGGAAUCCAUCCUCCAGAGCAGCCUGCUGGCCGAAGCAGUCGGCGAAGAACAGAGGAAGGUAAAGCGACAGCUUCAGAGGCGGUCACCAGCCUCUGACGGUGCUCCCGAAAAGCCCGCAGAAGCAUCACCGUCUGUCGCAGAGCUCAGGCUUCGAGAGCAGGCGCUGCAAGAGCGUGAAAAGGCGCUGCAAGAACGUGAGGAGAUGCUGGAGCGACGGGAAUAUGAGAUGUGUGUCCGUGAACACCUUGCAGCCGAGAAACUAUUAAGAGCGGAGAGUUUAUUAAAGAAUUUCCAUGUGGAGCAUCAGAGGGAGCAGACUCCCCUUCAUAAUAACGACAUAGGUGUUUGGGAGCAUUGCUCCCCGGGCAAGAGGAGGGUCCACUUUGCAGGCGCCAACAAGGAGAACAGUCAGCUGUAUCAUUCUGUGACGGUGCCGCCGCGGGACUACUUUGUCAGUCGACAUGCUCAAAUCCUGACUGACGUGGAAAAAGCCUGUCAGAUCCUCGGCUUCCGCAUCUGACUGCUGUGUUGUGACUGAGUGUAAAUAUUAGCAAAGUGGUGGGACUACUGAGUAGAAAAUUAAGCUUUUGUCUGUGUGUGCUAUUUAUAAGGUGCAGUGCUGGUGAUAUUUACAAUAUAUUGUAGAAGGCUGUUAUUAUUGUAGAAGUCUCGAAAAUGGGUUGAAAAUACAAGACAUGGCCAAACUAAGGGCAUUAAUGUCAUCUAAGCAAUACAUUUAGGUUAUAAUUGCCAUGAAUUAGUCUUCGACCAAAGGGACAUAUACAACAAAUAUGUAUUUUUCCCACCAAUCUCUGGUAGGUUGUGUAGUUGAAAUGUGUAUUUAAUUGCGACAUGAGUUUUUCACCAUGUUAAACAAUUCCCAGGUUUCUUAAUAAUAUGUCUGUGGCAUUCUUUGGUCAAAACACCCCAAGGGUAAAGAAUUGACUUAUUUAUUUAUUUUUUUCCCCCACAGCAUCAUUAUUUCCAUGGUGAAAUGAUCUUAUUUUAGGGGCGGCUAUACCGUCGCCACACAAGUUGCAGGGGGAGAGAUUCAAUGAAGUUAUCAUUUGUGCAAGCAGCAUUUCAUCACCAAGCCACUGAAAUAAACUGUGUUAGCAAUUUAGCCAAAUAUUAUUAUAACAUUACCAGAAGCUAAUGCUAGUGACACUGAUAGCUAAUCAUAAUCUGUGCUAACACUGCAGCUGUACUUACCUUUUGGCUUUAUCAUGAUUUGAGUGCAAAGUGAUACAUUUUUCCCCUCUCUUUAUUUCACACUCAAUGGAUAGGCAGACAGGCCAAGACCUAACUGUAUGUAUGCAAAGAAGUCGAAUUUACGUGUCCUUUAAAUAAUUGUAUUUAUUUCAUGUUACUCAAGGUCCCCUCACAGAAUUAUAAUAUAAAAUCAAGAAGUAGAAAAUAAAGACUGAAAUAUAGCAAAGUAAGUUGAGCAAAAGAACCAAGCUAAUACAAAUAGAUUUUUCUUUAAAUUACUAUAGCAAUGACAGUAAAAUCUGCCACAAGAGGUCACUCGUUUUCCAAAAUCGUAUUUGAUUUAAGUGCCUAAAUCUGCCAUACACUUUCGACGGUUUGCCAUAAUCGUCAGCAGUUCGCCUUAACCAUCAUAUUAACAGAGACUAUUAACAAUUACUUAAAAUCUAAUUUAAAAAAAAAAAACAAUUGGACUUUCAAUAAUGAUGUAUUCUACCAGAGUGCAUUUGAGUUCCUAAACCAUCAUCUGGUACGUGACAACAUAUCGAUGAAUCCCUCCUUUUGAGAUUGUGUUGA